AUGAACGAUAUAAAUCAAGAAAGAAUGAUGUCGUCAUUCAAAGACAUUGCAUUGAAACCCUUCCACGAUACUUAUGCUCCAAAAAGCCCAAUGCUUGCUCACAAAACGUUAUACUCAAAUUUUAACCCCACUCAAGAAGUGAGUAGAAUGAAUUUGAGAAGACAGAAUCCAAGUUACUUUUCUCCAUCUCAAACAAAAGGACAGAGUUAUAGUUCCCCUUUAAUCUGUCCCAUAUCUUCACAAAUUAACAGUUCACCGUAUGAAAACAUGAAAACUUGUACUUCAAAACUGAGAGAAGGUGAAAAUCUUUACUUUCGAGAUGUUCAGUUUAGUCCACACCCUAUUCCAUAA
Molecule: messenger RNA, 351 nt
Organism: Heterobilharzia americana
Lineage: Eukaryota; Metazoa; Platyhelminthes; Trematoda; Strigeidida; Schistosomatidae
Source: the annotation of a GenBank genome assembly